AAGUAAUUUAACUAUUUAGAGAAAGAAAAGAAAAAACAGAUAAAUAAAACAUCCGAACAUCACGAGAUGACAACCGAUUUUUUUUUUUUUUUGAAAAUUCAUCGUUGAAUUCGAAGACAAAGUGAAAUCAAUCGUUAGGGAAUUGAGAUAUAAACAGCGAAUUUGAAGAACUCAUACGUACGUUCACUUGAAUAUUUCAUACAGAUGACGAAAAUCCAUAAUAGCAAAACAUUUCAUUUUUAUUUGUAAGAAGAGAAAAACGUUCAUUUUGCCAUUUCACAACAAGAGGAAAAAUCGAGCAUAAUCACAGUAACAAGCUCAUGUUUAAAAAGCUGUGGCUUUGCAUUUCGUGCUUCGAUUAAGACAAAAACAAAAUAAACGAAGCUCAUAGCAAUUUAACGUAAAAAAUACUACUCAUCAUAUUUUGAUAUCAAAGAGAGCGAAUAGUGUUCAAAGCGCGUGUUGCACAUUCCGACAAUUUUUUUUGUUUCGCCCAAAGAGUGUGCAAAAAGGUGGUAAAAUCAUACAAUCUGCUUCGGUUUUUGUGAAUGAAAAUAUAAACGGGGAGAAAAAGACAGGAAAAAUAAAAUUCCAAGGAAUUUUACAAACCCAAAGUGUGCUUUGGUAGCAAUCAAUCUGCCCAAACCGUAUGAAUGAACGCCCCGUAAAAAAGGUCAAUUUAUUCGAUAAAAAAUUCGCUAGCACAAAUUUCGAGAGCCAAUAAAACCACAGUGAAUGGACUGGACGCCGUUGUAGGGCGCAAAGAAAAUAAGAAUAAAUGUAAUAAUGAUCUGUCGUUAAGGGAGGAACAGCAUCAUCCGGAGAUGUCAAAAGUGAUUGUGGCAUAACAGCCGAAAUCCACAUAGGAAACACCGAACAGAGAAACGUAAAACGAAGAACAUUGUUUUUGAAAGAGCAAACAGGAAAAAAAUCAUACAAAAAGUGAAGAGCUCCCCGGUAGCACAACCGCAUACAUACACACACAUUGACUCGACAACGAAACGUCGGACGGAAUAAGACGAAAUUUUGUGUUUUCUUUCUCUCGUUCGUACAUUCAACGAAUCAACGAAAAAUAGCAUCAAAAGUGCGGAUACAAGCCACAUAACGCACAACACACUCUGUGUGGUACUUAAACCAGAUAACAUUCUACUGGUGAUUCGGUCGUUCGUUCGAUGUUGCCGUUGCCGUUGCUACUGCUGCUGCCGCUGUUCGCUAACAACACCUCGUCAACAUUUUGAAGCUGAUGAAAAAGCCGCAUUUACGACUUACCAAACAUUUUAUUAGGCUCUAUCACCAUUCGGUACCGUUAAUAGUAGCUGCUGCACCAGGAGCAAUAAUACGGGCUAACAUCAGCCGUUUUUGAAAAAAAAAACCACACUUUUUUCCUGCUUUGUUCUUGUCGUUAUUAUUGUUGUUUUUGUUGUUAAUGUCGUUGCAAAGAGCGGAAAAUAACGAGCGUUUCCAGUAUCUAUCUCUCUCUUCGUGAACUGUUGAACUUUGGAAAUAAAGCGAUUUGUUAAGAGAAAAAGAGAGGACAAAAAAACUGUGUGAAUUCAAGUGGUUCUUUCAGGCGCAAGUGUGUUCUCAAACUAAAAAAAAAAAACGAACUUUACAGUAAACUCAAACGCUAACUUAAAAGAAAUCUACAAUGUUAUUGUGUUGCAAGUAAAGAUAGUGUGAACUUUUCCUCAAACGCAUCAGCAUCGAGUUCUUAUUAUUGAACGGUACUGAACGGUAUAAAAUUUGACGUCUUCACCGCACACAUCUCAGCUAAUGCAGCUAAUGAUUAUAUUUUUCACGACUUUGCCAAUGCGAUCUUAAUGAACAAUUCAACUAAUUUGCACACAACAAAGUAUUGAAAUUAUUAUCUGAUUCGAAAAUAUUAACAUCAUCGACGAAAAAAAAAACAGUUCAAAAAGCAAUUAACACAGCAGAUAAACGAUUUUUAAAAAAACGCCGGACAUUUUGCUCCGUUUGGUUGUUCAAUUAAAUGUGUUAAAUUGGCCGAAAGAGCGAAAAAAAAGAAAUUAAUUGCACAUGCAAACUGGACGCAUUAACCGUAAAAACGGCCAUCAGCUCCAAAGUUUUUAUCCAACAAAUUACCAAAACUUACGUUUUUACGAGGAAAAAAAAUUGACUGAAAACAUUGAAUUUAACAGUGCCAUCGCCGCCACCACCAUCGGAUCGUGUAUUUUUUUCCACUCCCCCUUGCUAAGCUUACUUAAUUUCUGACCGUGCAAAUUGAUUCGACGUGGUCAAUUGAAUGCAUGAAAAAUUGAAAAACGGCAAUAGAAAAAAAUACGAAUAAAAUAGCUCGAAUAAUAAUUAGAAACUGAAAAACCAGAAAAAAACAGACGAAAUACUUGGAAAAAAGGAUUACGAUUUGAUUGGCCAGAGAGAUAAAGGUUAAAUGCAAUUUUUUGUUUGUUGUGACAAAAAAAGAAACAAAAGAGAAAAAGAGAUAUUUAAGUGCAGAAAACGCGAAAACAAAAACGACGAACUGAUAAAUAAUUGCAAUUCAAAAAAUAACCGCCUAAAUUAAUUGUGUUGGUCGCUCGUUGCUACACCAAAAAAAAGCUACAACUCGAACACAGAAACUAAACCAGCGGAACAAAAACAAUAGAAAAAAAAAACAUUAACAACUUCAUUCGAACGCUACAUUUUGGUCCGUUAAAUUCGUGUGGAAAGGAGUUAGAUUGUGUCUGUUUUUUUGUAUCUUCUCAAAAGCGAAAAAAACUCAAAAAAAAAUUCACUCGAAAUUAAAAGUUGAAGCGGCAAAAAAGAACACACAUACAACACGCGAAAAGAGAGAGAGAGAGAAUGUUUAUGUGCGUCACUCUACUCUAUACUUGACAUAAAUUCGUUUCCAUCUGUCUGUCGCAGUUUAUCUCUAGCAUUUUGCUUUGUAUAAGCUCCAAUCGGAUCUCAUUCUCUCUGUGUGUGUGUGCGGGUAUCCGAACCAAUUCGACACGUAUUUGACAUCGCGCUCGGUACAUUUUCGAAGAGACACUUGUGCACUCAAACAGAAACAAAUGAAAAAAACAUCUCUCACACACAAAGCAAAACAAAACUCUAUAAGCGGAUUCAUUUUUAAAAAAUUGUGCAUAUUCCCACUUAUUUCACAGUCGAACACACCAGAAUUGCGCUGCAGAAGUGUUUGAAAAGACCAACAAUCGCUCGAAAAAACGAUUCCAAACACACCGUUACACGUCGAAAUAUUUAGUCAAUCGACUCGCAUUUUUUGUUGUGCGACAAAGGGAACUUGUGCGGAUACUUCGAAAAUCUAUGAGUUAUAAGGCCUUUUAGCAGCCGGUAUCACCCGAAAUAUCAUAGAAAAAUCACUUCCGACUAUCCCUACACCGAAAGAGAUACACAAUAUUUUUGGAAAUCGCCCCUAUCGACCGAUUUCCAACUAAUCACUCAUCCUACCCACAUUCGCCACCCUAAUCACAUCGCGCCGGAGAUUUUGUUAGUCAAAAACACACACGCUACUGCCACAACAUCGAAAGCGUUGGCGUGUUUUUAACCCGAAGGACGAAGAGAAAGCGGUAGGCUGCCAUAUUCAGGCGAUGCAACGGAUUGCGUAUCGACCGUAAGUUCCAACCAAAUGAAUCGUAUUACCAUUUCAUGCCGUACGUAUACGACCAGAAACCAUGCAAUCGAUCGCGUAGCCAUCAUUGCUGAAUGAUAUGGAUACGAAGCAUUGGGUGGAUCUCGCCUAAGAUGGGGAGCACGCUGCUUGUUGCUAUGUUCAUAGCAUUACAAUUUGCAACUGGCAUGGCAAAUCCGGAAGCAAAACGUCUUUACGACGAUUUACUAAGCAAUUACAAUCGUUUGAUACGACCUGUUGGCAACAAUUCGGAUCGAUUAACAGUGAAAAUGGGACUGAGGCUGUCACAAUUAAUUGAUGUCAAUUUGAGGAACCAAAUUAUGACGACAAAUGUGUGGGUGGAACAGGAAUGGAACGAUUACAAAUUGAAAUGGAAUCCAGAUGAUUAUGGCGGUGUCGACACAUUACAUGUACCAUCCGAACACAUUUGGUUACCGGAUAUUGUAUUAUACAACAAUGCCGAUGGAAAUUAUGAGGUGACAAUAAUGACAAAAGCAAUUCUGCAUCAUACUGGCAAAGUGGUCUGGAAACCGCCAGCCAUUUAUAAAUCAUUUUGUGAAAUCGAUGUAGAAUAUUUUCCAUUUGACGAACAAACGUGUUUCAUGAAAUUCGGUUCGUGGGCAUACGAUGGAUAUACGGUGGAUUUACGACAUUUACAACAACCGGAAGAUUCCGAUAAAAUUGACGUUGGCAUCGAUCUACAAGACUAUUAUAUAUCAGUGGAGUGGGAUAUAAUGAAAGUGCCCGCCGAACGCAAUGAAAAAUACUAUAGUUGUUGUGAAGAACCAUAUCCAGAUAUAAUAUUCAAUAUAACAUUAAGGCGCAAAACAUUAUUUUAUACAGUGAAUCUAAUCAUACCGUGUGUUGGUAUAUCUUUUUUAUCGGUAUUAGUAUUUUAUUUGCCUAGUGAUUCGGGUGAAAAGAUUUCAUUGUGUAUCAGUAUAUUGCUGUCGUUGACGGUGUUUUUUUUACUAUUGGUCGAAAUUAUUCCGCCAACAUCGCUUACAGUGCCACUAUUAGGAAAAUAUUUAUUAUUUACAAUGAUGCUGGUUACGUUAUCCGUUGUGGUGACUAUUGCCGUACUUAAUGUUAACUUUAGAUCGCCAGUUACGCAUAGAAUGGCACCAUGGGUUACGAAAUUUUUUAUGAAUGUACUGCCGAAAAUCCUAUGUAUCGAACGACCUAAAAAAGACAAUCCACCACACGAUGAUGAUAUCGGUCCACCAGAAGUGUUAACCGAUGUAUUUCAUUGCCAUCCAGACGUAGAUAAAUUCACACAUGAUUACAACACCACCGACUAUGGGCUGCCAGUGAUGCCAUCGAGAUUUAAUGUGGCUGCAUCAGGUGGUGUUGGCCUUUGUUUCGGUGAACCGCCAUUGCCUGCAUUGCCGUUACCGGGCGGCGAUGAUGAACUGUUUAGCCCGGCUGGAAAUGGCGAACUGAGUCCAUCAUGCUGCGUUGUCGACGGCAUCAGUCCGACAUUCGAAAAACCAACGCUACGCGAAGUGGAAAAGACAAUAGAAGGAACACGUUUUGUUGCGCAACACAUGCGAAACAAGGAUAAAUUCGAAAGCAUUGAAGAGGAUUGGAAGUACGUUGCUAUGGUAUUGGAUCGUUUGUUUCUGUGGCUUUUUGCAUUGAUGUGUAUCUUUGGUACAGCGUUAAUCAUACUGCAGGCGCCCAGCUUAUACGAUUACACGCAGCCAAUUGAUAUAUUUUAUUCAAAAAUUGCGAAAAAGAAGCAAGAAUUGUUAAAAAUGGGCACCGUAGAAGAAGUAUAGCGACACGUUGGGUUCGCAAACAGCCUGUGGCACAUUGUGCGCGGCUGGUUGCGGACCCUGUUCGGUAACGUCGAACAAAAUUAAAUACCGACAACUUUUUCGAAACGACAAUGACACUAAACCAAAAAGAAUAAAACAGAAAGUAAGAGA
Sitodiplosis mosellana (orange wheat blossom midge) is the source of this 5541-nucleotide messenger RNA. It is a transcript of the gene nAChRalpha1, whose product is annotated as acetylcholine receptor subunit alpha-like 1. Gene Ontology annotation, cellular component: postsynaptic membrane; neuron projection; synapse. Gene Ontology annotation, molecular function: acetylcholine-gated monoatomic cation-selective channel activity; transmembrane signaling receptor activity. The transcript is spliced from 14 exons. Bases 3685 to 5391 code for a protein of 568 amino acids. The record is from RefSeq and is a predicted model, not a curated record. Lineage: Eukaryota; Metazoa; Arthropoda; Insecta; Diptera; Cecidomyiidae. Gene Ontology annotation, biological process: regulation of membrane potential; nervous system process; chemical synaptic transmission.